Populus nigra (black poplar) is the source of this 2079-nucleotide messenger RNA. Its product is annotated as bifunctional 3-dehydroquinate dehydratase/shikimate dehydrogenase, chloroplastic-like. Lineage: Eukaryota; Viridiplantae; Streptophyta; Magnoliopsida; Malpighiales; Salicaceae. Gene Ontology annotation, biological process: chorismate biosynthetic process; shikimate metabolic process. The record is from RefSeq and is a predicted model, not a curated record. The coding region runs from base 84 to 1631 and encodes 515 amino acids. The transcript has 10 exons. Gene Ontology annotation, molecular function: 3-dehydroquinate dehydratase activity; shikimate 3-dehydrogenase (NADP+) activity; NADP binding.
CUCAUUAUUUUUAAAGGCAGCGAGCUCUUAUAAUUUCUACUACCACAUUCACAUCUCUCGAGAGCACAUAAGCGAGUUAGCUUAUGGCAUUCAAGAACAACCUUUUAGUGUGCACACCAUUAGAAUGUGAGACAGCAGGAGAAAUGCUGUCUUCCAUGAAGAGAGCAGAGACUGAGGGUGCAGACCUUACUGAGCUCCGCCUUGACUCCUUGUCAUUCUCUCACAGUUCCGAGGUCGAGAAGCUCAUUAAACAGAGAACUUUGCCUUCUAUAGUUUCUUUCAGGCUCGAGCCAUCAAGGAUCUCAAGCAACAAAGACAGGAAGAAUACAUGUUUACAAGUACUGAGACUGGCUUUCGACUUGAACGUCGAGUUUGUUGAAAUGGACUACGAGGUGGCUUCUGAAGAUGUCAUGGCUGAAUACGUGUACAAUCGUUCCAAUACCAAAUUAAUUGUAUCCAGCUACGUUAAUGGUAGGAAACCUUCAGCUGAGGAACUUGGUUAUUUAAUCGCUUGUAUGCAGUCUACUGGAGCUGAUGUUCUUAAACUAGUACUCGACGUUGAAAAAAUCACAGAUUUGGCACCUGUUUUCACGAUGCUUACACAUUGCCAGAUCCCCUUAAUUGCUCUCGCGGUUGGCAGUAGAGGCCUUAUAAGCCAGCUGCUGGGGCCGAAAUUUGGUGGGUUUUUGGUCUAUGGAUCUCUGAGUGACAAAGCAGUACCAGGCAUGCCAACUCUGUUAAGUCUUAGACAAAUUUAUAAGCUUGAAUAUAUAAAUGCAGACACAAAAGUUUUUGGUCUCAUUUCAAAUCCAGUUGGCCAUAGCAAAGGUCCUGUUCUGCACAACCCUGCAUUUAGACAUACUGGAUAUAAUGGAAUUUACGUUCCAAUGCAAGUGGAUGAUGUGAAAGAAUUCUUUAGGACCUAUACGAGCAGUGACUUCGCGGGUUUCAGUGUUGGAAUCCCACAUAAGGAAGCAGCAGUGGGGUGCUGCGAUGAAGUCCAUCCACUUGCUAAGUCCAUAGGAGCUGUAAAUACUAUUGUAAGGAGGCCUACUGAUGGGAAGCUGGUUGGUUAUAAUACAGAUUGCGAUGCUUCUAUCUCUGCGAUAGAGGAUGCUCUCACAGAAAGACGGAUUACCCACAAGGGAGUAUUGGAAGCUUCACCUCUAUCUGGGAAAACUUUUGUGUUGAUUGGAGCAGGAGGAGCAGGAAGAGCGCUUGCUUUUGGGGCCAAAAGCAGAGGGGCUCGGGUGAUUAUUUUCAAUCGCAAUUAUGAGAGAGCAAGGGCUCUUGCAAAAGCAGUUUCAGGGGAAGCUCUACCAUAUGAAAGUCUAGACAGAUUUCGUCCAGUUAAUGGGAUGAUCCUUGCAAAUGCUUCUGCCAUUGGAAUGGAACCAAAUUCAGAUCAAAGUCCUGUCUCGAAGGAGAUCUUAAAGGCGUGUGAAUUGGUAUUUGAUGCUGUUUACACGCCCCGGAAUACAAGGCUCUUGCGGGAGGCUAAAGAGGUUGGGGCUGUCGUGGUGAGCGGGGUGGAAAUGUUUAUUAGACAGGCUCUUGGGCAGUUCAGACUGUUCACCGGCGGCUUAGCUCCGGAGGCAUUCAUGCGCAAGCUUGUCUUGGAGCAAUUUUGAUUGUACAUCCAACCAUGCUCAGUAAAAUUUCUGUAAAUGUGAGUUUCUUCAAGGAUACAAGUAAUAAAACAGUGAGGAUUCUUGUGAGCUUUCCAUCUAGGGUUGAGGUCGAAGCACCUGAAGGGCUUCAGCUAGAAUCGCUGACCAUGCUUCUCCCUAGAAUCACCUAAAGCAGAAGGCAUUCAGAAGCUAUGUUUCUCUCUGAUUCUAGAAAUAAAAGGAUGAAACUCACACACAAUUUCAAAGCUUUUAUCAAGCGGUGUAGUAUCAGAUUUGUAACAAAUCAAUCAACACUUGCUAUGAAGAAAGUGAAGAAUGUAUGUAUCUUGAAAUAUCUCCUACAGUCACCGUUGUGUAAAAUAGCUGCAAUCUGUACCUUUGGAUGGGCGACCAUUACAUAUGUAUCUACAUAAUAAUGAUGCAGCAUCGCCUUAUGUUUUAUACCGAA